AUGGAAGUUUAUCAAAAAAUCGCCGAAAAGGGGAUCUUAUCGAAGCCCCGGCCACUAAAGGAACGAACAGGGGGAAAUCGAAGCCUCUACUGUGACUAUCACAAGGGCUAUGGGCACAAGACACAGGAUUACUUCGACCUGCAGGACGCAUUAGAACAAGCGAUCAGGGAUGGAAAGCUAGCUGAAUUCUCCCACCUCAUUAGAGAGCUGAGACGACGGAAUCGCGACCACGACGGCGAAGACAGGACUCGGGCAGCCAAGCGACGCCAAGAACCGGAGGACGACGACCAAGGCUUCACCAUAGUGAACGUGGUAACAGCCAGGAAUGCGGCACCUAGGUCAAGGUCGGCACAUCGGAAAGACGCCAAAGUUCUGUCGAUCUCCUCGUCCUCUACACGAAGCACGACGAAGCACCCACCCAUUUCAUUUGGCCCGGAGGAUCAAUGGUUCGACGAGGUCGGAGAAAGCCCUCCCAUGGUCAUAACGGCCAGAGUAGGAACCAGUCUCGUCAAGCGAAUCCUUGUAGAUACGGGGGCAGACUCGAACAUCAUGUUCCGCAAUGUGUUCGACGCUUUAGGCCUAAGGGACACCGACCUACAGACUCACCAGCACGGCGUCGUAGGGCUCGACGACCAUUUCAUCAAGCCAGAUGGCAUAAUUACCCUGCCGACCUCAUUGGGACAAGGCCAGGGGAGAAGAACGAUAAUGGCCGAGUUCGUGAUCCUACGAGACUCCACCGCCUACAACAUCAUCCUGGGGAGAAAGACUAUCAACGACCUAGGAGGAGUCAUCAGCACAAGGAUGUUGGUAAUGAAGUUCAUAACUGAAGAAGGGUCAGUAGGAUCUGUGAAGGGAGACCUUGAAAUGGCAGUCGCUUGCGACAACGCCAGUCUCUCGUUAAGAAAGAAAUCUAGGGAAGCAUCGGGGGUAUUUCUCGCCGACUUGGAUGCCAGAAUUGACGACAAGCCCAGGCCCGAACCAGAAGGAGACCUGGAAAAGUUUAGGGUCGGUAACACGGAGAAAAAGUUCACGUUCGUAAAUAGGAACCUUCCCCACUAA
Molecule: messenger RNA, 1059 nt
Organism: Arachis ipaensis
Lineage: Eukaryota; Viridiplantae; Streptophyta; Magnoliopsida; Fabales; Fabaceae
Source: RefSeq, a predicted model, not a curated record